Messenger RNA from Capsicum annuum, 2558 nucleotides. Its product is annotated as calcium-dependent protein kinase 2. The transcript has 8 exons. Bases 635 to 2200 code for a protein of 521 amino acids. The record is from RefSeq and is a predicted model, not a curated record. Gene Ontology annotation, molecular function: calcium-dependent protein serine/threonine kinase activity; calcium/calmodulin-dependent protein kinase activity; calcium ion binding. Gene Ontology annotation, biological process: protein autophosphorylation; intracellular signal transduction; peptidyl-serine phosphorylation. Lineage: Eukaryota; Viridiplantae; Streptophyta; Magnoliopsida; Solanales; Solanaceae. Gene Ontology annotation, cellular component: nucleus; cytoplasm.
AAGCCGUUUGCUCUUUUUCUUCCCACUUUCCUUAAUAAAGCUUUAACGUUUCAACUCAUAAUAUAAUUUCUGCUGACCAAGUUUUUUGUUUCUUUUUAGUCAAUUUUCUCAACCCCAUUUUCCCUUUGAGCUGUAAGAAUGUUUCUUUAUUUUUUUCUGAUAUUUUUCUGUCAACUCUAAAUCCCUUUGAAUUUUCUUGAAAAUUAAUAUAUUUUUCCAUUUUGUUCCAAUAAAAAUCUUGUUGUUCUUGUUUUAUUCUUGAUUUUUGCACCCUUUUUAGUUUUAUCAACUUCUAUUUGCUAGAUUAAAAAAAAAUAUUCAAUCUUUUGUCAACUCUAAAUUCCUUUGUAUUUUCUUGAAAAUUGGAAAAAAGGGUAAAAAAUCUAAUCUUGUUGAAUAUCCCUCUGGGGUUUUUGUUUGAUUCUUGAUUUUGACACCCUUUUUAGUUUUAUUAACUUCAGUUUCAGUUCUGUCAGCAAAAAAAUUAAUCUUUUUUUCAUUUUGGUAUAAUUAAAAUCUAAUCUUGUUGAAUAUCCAUCUGAGGUUGUUGUUUGAUUCUUGAUUUUGACACCCUUUUUGGUUUUUUAAAUUUAGUGUUAAGUAUUUUGAGCUACUAUUUGCUAGAUCUGCUUUAAUGGGUAUCUGUGUAAGUAAAAGUAAACCAAAUGCUAAUAAUGGGCACCGUGGAUCAAGUGGAGUUCAUAGUAAUGGACCUCAUAGAACUGAAAUUCAGUACACUAAAUCUCCAGGCCCUGAAGCUCAAUUGCCUGUGAGGCCACCACCAAGUCCAAAACCAGCUGUAAGGUAUGAUACAAUUCUUGGUAAGCCAUAUGAAGAUGUUAGGUUGCAUUAUACUCUUGGUAAAGAAUUGGGUAGGGGUCAAUUUGGUGUUACAUAUCUUUGUACUGAAAUUGCAACUGGUCAACAAUAUGCUUGUAAAUCGAUAUCGAAAAGAAAGCUUGUUACUAAGGCUGAUAAGGAUGAUAUGAGGAGGGAGAUUAAGAUUAUGCAACAUUUGAGUGGACAGCCUAAUAUUGUUGAGUUUAAAGGUGCUUAUGAGGAUAAGGGUUCUGUUUAUCUUGUUAUGGAGUUGUGUGGAGGGGGAGAGCUAUUCGAUCGGAUUAUAGCAAAGGGGCAUUACAGUGAAAGAGCUGCUGCAACAAUGUGUAGAGCUAUUGUCAAUGUCGUGCACGUAUGCAAUUUUAUGGGCGUGUUGCAUCGUGAUCUCAAGCCUGAAAACUUUUUGCUGUCUGAUAAGAGUGAAAAUGCUGCUCUAAAGAUUACUGAUUUUGGGCUGUCAGUAUUCAUUCAAGAAGGUAAGCUGUACAAGGAUAUAGUUGGGAGUGCUUACUAUGUUGCCCCUGAGGUGUUAAAGAGGUGUUACGGCAAGGAGAUAGACAUUUGGAGUGCAGGUGUUAUGCUUUAUAUACUACUCAGUGGUGUCCCUCCCUUUUGGGCAGAAACCGAAAAGGGUAUAUUUGAUGCCAUACUUAAAGGGAACAUUGACUUUGAAAGCGAACCUUGGCCCUCUGUAUCUAGUAGUGCCAAGGACCUAGUACAGAAGAUGCUGACUAAAGAUCCAAAGAAACGGAUUACAGCUGCACAGGUUCUUGAGCAUGCUUGGCUGAAGGAAGGUGGUGUUGCAUCGGACAAACCAUUAGAGGGUGCUGUCCUGUCAAGAAUGAAGCAAUUCAGAGCUAUGAACAAGCUCAAGAAACUUGCUUUGAAGGUCAUUGCCGAGAAUCUCUCUGCAGAAGAAAUUCACGGGCUCAAAGCAAUGUUCAACAAUAUUGAUACUGAUAAUAGCGGCAGUAUCACUUACGAAGAGCUGAAGAAUGGAUUGGCUAAACUUGGGUCAAAGCUCACCGAGGCUGAAGUCAAGCAAUUGAUGGAAGCUGCCGAUGUGGAUGGAAAUGGCUCAAUUGACUACACUGAGUUCAUCACCGCCACCAUGCAUAAGCACAGGCUAGAAAGAGAUGAAAAUCUCUUUACUGCAUUCCAGUAUUUCGAUAAAGAUCGCAGUGGGUUCAUUACAAGAGAUGAACUCGAGACAGCUAUGCAAGAGCAUGGAAUAGGUGAUCCAUCCUGUAUAAGGGAAAUCAUAUCUGAAGUGGACACGGACAAUGAUGGAAGAAUCAACUAUGACGAAUUCUGCACAAUGAUGAGAAGUGGAGCUAAGCAGCCAGGCAAGCUCUUCUAGUUGCACGAGUCUCCUCGCGGGCAAGUUGCAGAAGAGCUAUUCUUGAAAAUAUGAACCAUGAGCUCUUCUAUUGCUUCCAUUAGAACCGUCAGGCAUGCAUCUGUAUGCAUAAGAAACUAUUGCUAGUUGAGAUGUUUUCAUCGUUCUCCAGUAGAAAAUAUGUACAUUUGUGAUCUUCUCCGUUCAAGACAGUCUUUGCUGAGUGUUUCUAUUUGUCCUGUGGCGCGGUCUUUCCUCCUCCCAUGUGUAAACCGCAUCCGUUUGGGACUUGUCAGGCGUUGAUUUAGGCCACUAAGUAUUUCAGUUGUCGAAGAUUUCAUCACAUUUUAUGUUAUAAAUAAGUUGUGUGUUCAUUUUA